This is a messenger RNA of Leptosia nina, 852 nucleotides long. The record is from the annotation of a GenBank genome assembly. Lineage: Eukaryota; Metazoa; Arthropoda; Insecta; Lepidoptera; Pieridae.
AUGACGUAUGUUCGAAGAGAUUCCUCUUUCAACGAAGACUAUGAGGUGCCACACGGCAACACUUCAGUAGACUUCUACGCAAGACCGAUGACCUUAAAAGAGGAAUACUUGACGGAUGCAUACCCACUACACUCUAUUUUUCAGUGGCGUUUCGGCUUCUUACUCCGCUACAAGCAAAACAAAAGCCUCCAAACCUUCUAUAGUCUACCUUUUACAAUACCCGUGUGGGUAUCUAUAAUUUGGACCCUAUUGCUGAGUACUGUGGUUUUCUAUAUCCUAAGUUAUUGGGAGAGACGACUAAUAGGUGGCGAGACUUGUUUACAUCACGAAUUUUUACUGGCCUUCUCGGCGUUUUGUCAGCAUAUUUUACCCCUCCAAGCGAAUCUAUGCUCGCGUCGCAUAGCCUACUUUAUUUUCAUCUUUAGCGCAUAUAUAAUCCACUGUUUCUAUACAUCCAACCUGCUCUCACACCUAGUGAACGACAAGGACAGAAUUAUGGACUUGAAAGAUCUGUCCAAUAGCGACUACGAGUUUGUCAUAAUAAAGGAUAUGAAUUUAAUAACGGAUAGACGAAUCCAUCAGUUGACUACAGAUAAACACCUCAAGACCGUUGAGAAAAAGUUUCAAAACACUAAAGUAAUGACAGUGUCAUCCGCUUUGACAGCAGUUCGAGAUUCUAAAACGGCUGUUUUAACGGAUUACAAAACGCUGUAUCCACUUAUUAAGAGAAUGUUCGAAAACCACGCUAUAUGCGAGCUGAUGGAAGUCGAUCUUUACCCCAAUAGGAAAGGAAAUACUUCUUCACCUCCAAAAAUUUUAAACAUAAAGAAAAAUUCAAAAUUGGGUGAGUAA